Molecule: messenger RNA, 3096 nt
Organism: Hirsutella rhossiliensis
Lineage: Eukaryota; Fungi; Ascomycota; Sordariomycetes; Hypocreales; Ophiocordycipitaceae
Product: nuclear condensing complex subunit
Exons: 2
Coding region: 1-3096 (1031 amino acids)
Biological process (GO): mitotic chromosome condensation
Cellular component (GO): condensin complex; condensed chromosome
Source: RefSeq, a predicted model, not a curated record
AUGCCUGCAAGAGCCUCAACGCGGUCGACGAGGACGUCAGCGGCGGUUUCCAGGAAACCGUCGACCGCUGCCUUGGGCUCCCGCGCAUCCGCCACGUCUCGCGCCUCGUCGUCGGCUGUCGAAUACGUCGACACACCAAGCAGCGCCUUGCGAACACAGACAUGCGCCGUGUUCCGCGACGCGCAAAGGACGACUGCGACCCACCGCAAACUCGCAAUCAAUCUCCGCAAGAUACACGAGUCCUGCUGCUAUGAACCGACAAGCAAGAGCAGCACCCCGUCGAGCGAGUUUGACGAGGCUACAUUCAACAAGGAGUUUGUGCGCUGCGUGUUGAGGAUCAUGCCUGUGCGCAAGGCCGAGAGCGUCGGCGAGAGGUCCAUUCGCUUCGUUGGUUUCUAUCUUCGGCACGCCAACGACAAGGACAUUGAGAUUCUCGGCGAGGCCGAGGCGGACGCAAGUAUGAUGCCUGAAACCCCAAGCUCGCGCCUCACAUCGGAGCUCCUCGAGGCAAUCCUGCCUUGCAUGACAGCAAAGGACAAGUUUGUCAGAUUCAGGUCCACGCAACUCGUCUCCCACGUCAUCAACUCCCUGGACGCCAUUGACGACGACCUCUUCCAAAAACUUCGACACGGACUGCUCAAGCGGAUACGCGACAGGGAAGCAAUGGUUCGCUCCCAGGCCGUCCUGGGCCUAGGUCGCUUGGCCGGCAACCAGUCAGAAGGAUGCGCCAACACGGAAGGCAGCGAUGACGAUGAGGCGACCGACUUGUUGGGGAAACUACUCGACGUCAUGCAAAACGACCCGAGCGCCGAUGUGCGACGGUCGCUUCUAAUCAAUCUCCCUAUCCUUCCCAACACUCUUCCCUACUUGCUUGAGCGAGCCAGAGAUCAGGACCCAGCAACGCGAAGGGCCGUCUACUCGCGCUUGCUCCCGGCUCUGGGCGAUUUCCGCCAUCUGUCCUUGUCCAUGCGGGAGAAGCUCCUUCGAUGGGGCCUUCGAGACCGUGAUGAGAACGUCCGCAAGGCCGCUGGCAGACUGUUUAGGGAGCGGUGGAUCGCCGACUGUGCCGGUACCCAAGAAGAGGGGCAAGCCCCCGAACCGGUGCCUCCGAGCUUCGACGGUCUCUUGGAGCUGUUGGAGAGAAUCGACGUCGUCAACUCUGGCGUUGAGAACGGCGUUGCCCUGGAGGCGAUGAAAGGUCUCUGGGAGGGCCGCCCAGACUACCGCGAGGCCGUCACUCUGGACGACAACUUUUGGGAAACUCUUUCUGCCGAGUCCGUCUUCAUGGCCCGGAGCUUCAACGACUUCUGCCGCAACGAGGGCAACGGCAGAUACGAGGCACUGGUGGAGGAAAAAAUGCCAGAAGUCACCAAGCUCGCCUUCUACCUGGAACGCUAUAUGCAGGUCCUUGUUGAGGCCCUUAAGAGGGUGGCUCAGCAGGACGACGACGAAGAGGACACCGUCGAGCAAGAGUUCAUCGUCGAGCAGCUGCUGUACAUUGCCCUGACACUCGACUACUCGGACGAAGUCGGCCGCCGCAAGAUGUUCACCCUUCUCCGACAGUCGCUGUCAAUUCCCGAGCUUCCCGAUGACGUGACCAAGCUCACUGUCGAGGCACUGCAGUACAUCUGUGCUCCGGACGCGGCCGGGGAGCGCGAGUUCUGCGGCGUUGUCUUGGAGUCUGUGGCUGAUGUCCACGACACCAUUGUCGAUGACCCGCCGGCCGACGAUGUCGAGGACAGCUUCCACUCUGCAAAGUCGGAGGUGAGCCACGGAAGCGCUGCAGCAGGCGAAGAGAAGCGCAGCACUGGCGCGGGGACGGACGAGGAAGGCGCUCGUGAGAAGGCUGUUAGGGAAAUCGUCGUCAACAUGAAGUGUCUUCACAUCGUCCAGUGCAUGCUCACCCACGUGGCAGGCAACCUCAAGGACAACGCGGAUCUGGUCUCCAUGCUCAACAACCUCGUGGUCCCUGCCGUGCGGAGCCAUGAAGCGCCCGUCCGCGAAAGAGGCUUGGUCAGCCUGGGACUCUGUGCAUUGCUGGACAGAUCGCUGGCGGAGGAGAACUUGGGCCUCUUCAUCCACUUCUUCAACAAGGGGCACACGGCCCUGCAGAUUACGGCACUGCACAUAUUGACGGACAUCCUCAACGUCCACGGGGCGCAGUUGCUGUCGUCGACGCCCGCCUUGCUCAAGGUCUAUGUCAAAGCCGUCAAGGGCGGCGCAAAGGCACCGGAGGUCCAAGCCGCGGCCACGAUAGCGGCGUCCAAGCUGCUCCUCGGGCGUGUUGUCAGUGAUGAGGAGACGUGCGAGGAGCUGCUCAAGUCGCUCGUCGUGGCCUACUUUGACCCUUCUUCCGCGUCCAACCAGACCGUCAGACAGGCGUUGAACUACUUCCUCCCUGUGUUUUGCUACUCUCGCGCGGCGAACCAGGAUCUUAUGCGGGCCAUUGCUCUUCAAGCCCUUCACUCGCUCCUGAACCUGCGCGAGGGCUUGGAAGAUGACGACGUCGACGUCGAGGAGGACAUGGUCAGCAUGACGACAAUCGGCGCCUGCCUGGUCGACUGGACCGAUCCUCGAAAGUGCUACAGCUUGGGCGUUCAGCUGGAUGCGGAGAAGAAGAACGUCAACGGCGAUGUCCACCUGGACUUUGGCCGUGACAUCCUGGAAAGGCUGCGGUCCAACAUUAGCAAGGAUGAGAAGAAGCUGGUUGCCGGGCUCCUCGGCAAACUCCACGUCUCCCCCGGCUCGUCCGAGGACAAGAUCCGCGAGCUCUACGCACAAGUCACCGAGGCCGUGGACGAGGGUCUGCUCUCCGACGCGACCAGCCGCAACGCUCUUUACAAGGUGCACGUCAGCCUAGGCAAGGUCGUCAACAGCCUCGACGAGCAGCUGCAGCCCCUGAACCGGCGUGCCAGCCGCAGCGCGUCUGUAAUUCUGGAGCGACAGCCGGCCGAGGACAAGACGGUCGUUGAGGAGCCGAGGAUCAAGGAAGAGCACGAGGACAGCAACGAGGCGACGGCUGUCCCCAAGGAGAAGGACUCGCUCGUGGACGACUUGCUGUCCGACGGCGAGGACACCAAAAUGAUGGAUGCUUGA